AUGAACGAGGACAGAGAGAUUUUAGAUGAGCGGAUUACCCGCGUGAAAGGCGACCAGGCGAAGUUGGGGGUCGACCUCUUUGAAUUGGACGGGGUUCAAUAUGUGAUGAUAAAGGACUUGGCCAAGCGGUGGAGAUACCCCUCAUCCUAUCAGUUGGUUGCACGAAUGGUCAAGAGUGGCGUGCCAAAGCCCAAAAUCUUGAAAACCGACACCGCCACCAACGAGGCUUUGGCGAAUCUAAAUUUGAUUCGAGUCGAAGAUGCGGACAAACAGUUAUUCUACACCGAGGCCUCGUUGGUUGUUUCCAAAGCCGACGACUUGAAGCCCCAGAAUUUUGAACAGCAGACUGCAAGCAAGGAAAGAGGAGAGCUGGCGAGGCCAAGGCCAGGGCCAGAGCCAAAGCCGAGGCUGAGGCCGACGAGCAUCAGCCAAGGAGACGAUGCAGCUGCCGAUGAUAUCAUCGAAGACGAAGAAGAGGACGAGGCUGACGAUUCGCCAGUAGAGCUUGGCGUCGAGGUGGAGAACCACCAGAGUGCAGCUGGACACAAGCAUCGGCACAUUCACAAACAUGCAGAUGACUUGAAGUACCGCAACGAGGACAAGGUGACGAUUAGCCAGGUCUUUCCCCAGUACGGUUUUGUUGAAUCAACCAUAGACUUGAGCCAUGCUCUGUUUGGGUCCCUCAACUCCAUGUCCAAGUUGGCUUUUUACAAGAACCUAUCGUCGGCAGGGCUCAAAUUUUUGCCAAACACAAAGCUCUCUUUCCCGGAAAGAGAAUUAAUCACGAGUGGCCACAGUUUCGCCGAUAUCAGUAUCAAUGAGGACAGCGAGCAGAGCGACAGACAGCGCGCAGUCAGGAAGCCGCUCGGAAAAUCAAAGAAGAACAACGUUCACGUUGACCCCAACACGGUGGAUUUGAGCGAGUCGGUCAUCCCGGGACAGGGAUACAUUAGCGAGUUUAGCAUCAACCACCUCUGCAAGGUCCCCAACUACUACGUGACGUCUAACCACCAGGCGAUACCUCAUUCAUUCAACGCCAAAAACUUGAACCCGACUUCUAACUCAUCGUUUCUCUUCAAUGAGGGGUGGGGAGGAGCUACAGGAGGCAGAGUGUCCAAGAACGUGCAGCAGUUGGCUUUCAACAAUGACAAUGACAACUAUUCCCCUUCGAAAUACUACUACACGAAAAGCUACCGAGGACCUGGCUCGGGAAACUACAAGGAUGCCGCUUUGAUGAACAAAAUCAACAAGAUACACACGACAGGCAGCAAGAAAAAGAGCCACAAGGCCAAAUUGUCGCUGCAGGGGAGAUACAAGGCCGACCUCAAAGGGUUGAUCCACCCGAGCUUCAACAAGGACUAUGUCGAGAGUCUUCUUGCCGACCAGCGCAAGUACACAGAGGACUACUCGAAUCUCGAGAUGUUGCACAAUAGCUUACAAUACAACGUGUUGCUCAACUCCUACCGAGAAAUAUCUCGCGAUACGUGGAGGGCAUACUUUAAGUUUAAGCUUUUCGAUUUUGAGCAGCUCAAAGCUCUACAGACGGAAAGAAAGGAGAUUGAGGAGAAAGAAGAGGCAAUCCAAGAGCGGAGAAGAUGGGCCGAGGAAGACAAGCUCCGCCAUGAACGGAUCCGCAUCUUGCGCGAGGACGAGCAGAAGCAGCUUGCCGAAGCGCAGCAGCUUUACGUGGACGAACGUCGAGAGAUCGAGGAGCAGAAACGACGCCAUCAAUUGGAGGCGUCGCUCAAUGACACGUUUGAGAGCCAAGAGGACGAAGACGAGUUUGCCGAAAAGUUGCAGCUACUCGAGUCCGAAUUUCAGGAGAAGAAGGAGAAAAUACUGCAGGAUUUCGAGAAAAAGAGACAGGUUUUGAUGGUCCCUUUGCCGCCGCCAAAAGUGGUGGAGACGCCGCAGCUAAAUGUGCUUGCAAGAUUUGCGUCGCCUGCAGAUCACCCGGAAAUCAUGAGGCAUUUGCCCACGAGUUUGAGAACAACCAAUGUCUCCGGUACAGAAAUUCCUCUGGUGAAAAAACCAAUACAGUAUGUGAGCACAUAUGCCCCGGAAUCCAACUCGACUUAUUUGACAAAGAUAGAGGUGGUAAAAUUGCCAAACUGCAACUCUAUUGGUUGGGAUAAUUUGAGGAAAUUCAAGUAA
Molecule: messenger RNA, 2154 nt
Organism: Lodderomyces beijingensis
Lineage: Eukaryota; Fungi; Ascomycota; Pichiomycetes; Serinales; Debaryomycetaceae
Source: the annotation of a GenBank genome assembly